UUCUUCGUCUUCUCACGCACACUCCUCUCUCCCCACCCGCUCGGUCUCCCUCCGCUCGCCGCCGCCGCCGCCGCCAGCCGCCGCAGCCGAACCCGUACGCCGCCACCUCGGGUAGAGCCAUGGGGAUGCAGCAGUCCGGCAGGAGAGAUUUGUAGCGACAAGGGUCAGUUCCCCAGUCCCCCACACCACACCGCAACCGAGCGCAGCGUGACCUGACCUUUCGCCGUCAUCCAUGGCGACGACCCUCAACCCUUUUGACCUCCUCGGCGACGACGAGGGCGAGGACCCCGCGCAGCUGCUGGCCAAGGCGGCCGCCUUGGCGCAGAAGGCCGAGGCCAAGAAGUCGGCGCCGGCCGCCGCCGCCGCCGGGAAGCCGGCCGCCAAGCUGCCCACCAAGCCGGCCCCACCUGCGCAGGCUGUCCAGGAGUCUCGAGGUGGUUCACGCGGAGGAUUCAGGCAAGGCGAACGUGGCUACGGCAGAGGUGGCCGAGGAGGGUAUGGUCAGAACCGCGAUUUUGGCGGUGAAGACACAAAUGGCUACAGGGGAGGAGGAUAUGGUGCCAGAACUGGAGGCGAGGAAGGCGGGGAGAGGGGCCCUCGUCCACCCUACCAGGGAGCCCGCCGAGGUGGGUAUAGGGAAGGCGAGUUUGGUGAUGAUUCCGAGAGGCCGCCUCGAAGGAACUAUGAGCGCCACAGCGGCACAGGCCGUGGGUAUGAGAUGAAGCGUGACGGUGCUGGCCGUGGGAACUGGGGAACUGCCUCUGAUGAACUUGCCCAGGAAACUGAGGCCCUCAAGCUGGAUGAGAAGGCACCUGUUGCUGAGAAGCUGGGUGCACCGGAGGAUGGACCACAGGCAGAGGAGAACAAGGUUAGCAAAGAUGCCACUGCAAAUGUGGAAGAGGAAAAGGAAGAAGAAGACAAGGAGAUGACUCUUGAGGAAUUUGAGAAAGUAAUGGAGGAGAAGCGGAAAGCACUUCUUGCUUUGAAGAGGUCUGAGGAGAGGAAAGUUGAAAUUGAUAAGGAUCUGCAGGCUAUGCAACUGCUUUGCACUAAGAAGGGAAAUGAUGAAGUUUUCAUCAAACUGGGUGCUGAUAAGGAUGCUUUGAAGAAGAAAGAAAAUGCUGAACGCGAGGAGCGUGCCAAGAAGUCUGUGAGCAUCAAUGAGUUCCUGAAACCUGCUGAGGGAGAAAGGUACUAUGGCGGCAGAGGACGCGGCGGCAGGGGGCGUGGUGACCGUGGAGGCUUCCGAGGUGGAUUCGGUGGGGGCUAUCAUGGCCCGCCGGCCGCUCCAGCUAUUCAAGACCAGAACCAGUUCCCAACUCUUGGUGGGAAGUGAAAUCUCAUGUUAUCUUGUCGUUUUUGCUGCCAACCUUAAAUUUUGUUGGUUACCUUAUGUUUUUGUUCGACUUCUAUUAAAACAAAUAAUUGUGUUUGUGUGUGUGGAUCAUUCACCCUUGCGUCAGUCGACUUUGUAAAUCCAGAGUUGUUUGUCA
Molecule: messenger RNA, 1493 nt
Organism: Lolium perenne
Lineage: Eukaryota; Viridiplantae; Streptophyta; Magnoliopsida; Poales; Poaceae
Product: RGG repeats nuclear RNA binding protein A
Cellular component (GO): nucleus; cytoplasm
Molecular function (GO): RNA binding
Source: RefSeq, a predicted model, not a curated record